Molecule: messenger RNA, 986 nt
Organism: Patiria miniata (bat star)
Lineage: Eukaryota; Metazoa; Echinodermata; Asteroidea; Valvatida; Asterinidae
Exons: 2
Coding region: 214-537 (107 amino acids)
Biological process (GO): signal transduction
Molecular function (GO): protein binding
Source: RefSeq, a predicted model, not a curated record
UGAGGGCGCCAUUCAUUUUGGCAGUAUAUUGAUAAGCGUGUUGGCAUGCCACUUGUAAACAAAGCUUCGGAACUGCGGAAGUGAUGUGACCACGGGUGUGACGCGACGGGAAUUUUGAAAGUAUUAAUUUAAAGGAAUUUAAGGCGUGGAUGCUAACUGCUCGGCUUUUCAUUGGAGAGAUAUAAUUUGAGGUUGAAUUGAAGUUAACACAAGAUGCCGCGCACGUGUGCUUCUAUUUACGAUGUGAAUGGUGUGAUGUGCGAUCGCAAAAUCCUGACCAUCUCCACCCUGAUUGGCCAGCGUUAUCCAGAGCUCGGCCUCAAGCUGGGACUGACAGAGGCCCAGCUGGCACAGAUCAAGGCCAGCGAACCUGCGGAUCUCCAACACCAGGUGUUCCACACCUUGGACCUGUGGAGACGGCAGGAGGGGAAGGGAGCAACACUGGAGAAGUUGAACGAUGCCCUGAAGGAACUGGGAUGGAUCUCGGUGCUGACUCAGAUCAGGAACACUCCAGACAACUUCUAUGUUGUCGUAUAAACUGUUUUGCAUAGUCCCUGUACCAUCCUGACCCACCCUGCCUGAUGUUCCCCUUAGUCCCUGUACCGUCCAAUGCCCCAGGAGCACUUGUAUGGAUUCAUCAGGGAGUAAAUAUAAUGUAACACAAUGUAGUGCAGGUCAUAAAUAGUUUGCCAGAUCAGUUAAAACACCAUCCAAAAUCAAAACACAAAACCCCAGCCCCACCCAACUCCACCCAACCCAAACCAACCUAACCCAACCCAGCCCAACACAACCCAACCAGACCCAACCCUUUACAACCCAAGCCAAAACAACCCAACCGAACCAAACCAAACGCCAACCAACCCAAACAAUCCAACCCAAUUCAAGGGCGGAUCCAGAGCACAAUUUUGGGGAGCCAAAAAAAUUUGGUCCCCCAAAAAAGUGGGUAAAAAAAUUACGGCGUGGGGUUCAGGGCCCGCUUAAGGGCC